This is a messenger RNA of Diatraea saccharalis (sugarcane borer), 3376 nucleotides long. NCBI's taxonomy places the organism in Eukaryota, Metazoa, Arthropoda, Insecta, Lepidoptera, Crambidae. The record is from the annotation of a GenBank genome assembly.
ACAAGUAUGUGAUUUUUAGUAGGUAGAAGCCUAAUCUGAGAAAUUAUUCUUUUAGCACUAAUCUGAUGUGGCCCAAUCAUGUCUCAGUACAUGAAUAUACUUACCGACUAACUUUUAAAUAUUAAGAAAGUGGUCUUCACAACAUUAAACAUGGCAUAUCAAACUUUCCUCCAAGAAUACAUGCUUAUUCCUCCUGUGACCCGUGCAUAUACCACUGCUUGUGUAGUCACCACCUUAGCUGUGCAACUAGAUCUUGUGUCCCCAUUUCAACUAUACUUUAAUCCUAUUCUUAUCCUCAAAAAAUAUCAAUUAUGGAGACUUAUAACAACAUUCCUGUUCUUCGGAAACUUGGGGUUCAAUUUCUUCUUCAAUAUGAUAUUUACAUAUAGGUACUGCAGAAUGUUAGAGGAAGGAUCAUUUAGAGGAAGAACUGCUGACUUUGUUGUUAUGUUUGUUUUUGGAGGGGUCUUGAUGAUUUUGUGCGCAUUUUUUGUCAAUUUAUUAUUUUUAGGUCAAGCUUUUACUAUUAUGAUUGUUUAUGUGUGGUCGAGGCGAAAUGUGUUUGUUCGCAUGAACUUUUUUGGGCUCAUGAAUUUUCAGGCUCCAUACUUGCCAUGGGUGCUAUUGGGUUUUUCAGUCUUACUUGGCAAUGCUAUCUCUGUAGAUUUAGUUGGGAUGGCUAUCGGUCAUAUUUACUUCUUCAUGGAGGAUGUAUUACCUCGCCAAAGAGGUGGCCAAAAACUUCUUAAGACACCAAAGUUUCUAAAAAGGCUUUUUGAUCCUCAAGAACCAGAAUAUGAACCACUGCCCGAGCUUGCCAAUAUUCGUCCUGGGGGAUUCGAUUGGCGUCGCCCAAACGACGGUGAUAAUGACGAAAAUAAUAGAUAACUGAAGUACCAAAUUAAAAUAUAAGUAAUAUAAAAACCCAUAAUGUUAUUAUUAUAUGGUAUUGUUUCCUGGAAAUUAAUUAUUAUUAUAUUUUUUUUUAAGUAUGAACGCUUAAAAUUGCUUGAAAGCAAUUAUGUAUAAAAAUGAAUUUACGAAUUUCUGAUUGACAGCAUCCGAUAUAAAAAGUGAGAAAUAUAUUACUCAAUAAUCUACGCAUACUUAUUACUCCAGUAAUGAUAAUAUUCUCUGUUUUAUCAAUUUAACUGUAAUCUGUAUUAGAUAAGAUUUGGUUUUUGUGAAUAGUAAAAUAACUUUUAUGAUAAUCAUUUUUAUUUUCCUUUCCAUACAGUAUUUGGAUUGAAGAUCAAAUUAGCCAUAUUACAAUAUUUUCAAAUUAAAUACAUCAAUAGACUCGUUACAGUAGUAUCACGAAUCUUUCAGCUCGCAGCUAAAGUAAAAGCCCAGUCAAAUUUAGCACAAAAAAUAUUUGCUCGAAAUAAGAAUAAAAAUAUCUAAAUUUCUGAAAAUCAUCUUUGCGUUCUAAAUGUAGUCUCCAAUUUUAUAAAAUCUGAAACUGCCUUUUGUAAUUAUCUUUUGAUUUUAUCGAUCCAACAUGUUAUCUUCUAUUAAAAACAGAUAGUUCAACGUGUGACAAUAUUGGUUCUAAACGUUUUUUGUACUGUUUUACAGCUACAGCUGGGAGCGCGUAGUACAAUAGUGAACUUCGUUAAUUGAUAUCUUAUAAAAUGUUAAUAAACAGCUAAUAAAUAUUAUAUUUUGAUAGUUUAAUAAUUCUAUACAAAAUAUCACCGAGAUUCACCAUUGAACUUUCAAUAUAGUAUGCAUGAAUGAACAUUGCAUACUCUCCGCCCUCUAUCUUAAAUUUGUCACCAACCAAAAAUAUAACUCCUCGAUAGAUCUUUUCAACUUCACAAUAGAGUCCUCGAGGUAAAACGAUGUUGUGACUUCUGACUUUGAAUAACUUGCAACGCAAAAGCGUUCUAGUGAGUCUUAGUUUCCAGAUUAUUAUGUCACAUUUAGAUGUGAAACGCUAAUUUGCCUGGGCUUAUAACUAUUAUAAACUAUAUAGUUUCAUCUAUGUACAAGCCAAGCCAAUACAACUGCCUAAUUUAUCAUUUAUUGAAGGGUGGGAAAGUGGCAUGUAAACUAGUUGCUGUACAAGGGACUUUAAGAGACACCUGCAAAAGUGACAUGUUACAAAUUUAAUAUAUAGUAAUAAAUAGAUUACUAUAGUAACUUUGAUCAGAUGAGAUUUUAUCAUGUAAUACGCUAUGUACACUCACCAGCACAUUAGUAUAUCACAAAACGCAAACUUUCCACAAAAAAUAUGUAACAUAACAUUAAAAAAUGAUCAAAGAAAACUGUUUUGGUUAACAUUAUAUGCUGAUGUUGUAUGUCAGGUUGUUACCACAAUUUCUUAUCUAAUUUUAAACUCUACCUUCAAAGUUUUAGGGCUUAAAAUCAAAUGGAGAAAUUUAACAGAUUCAAAUUAUCUAACUUGUUGACUACCUACAUUAACGGGAAUUACCAAUUUCAAACAAUCAAUCAAUACUAUUUAGUGGUCUUCUUGUACUUGGAGAUAUUCACCGUGUUGUACUACUUAUUACUGGGAGCACAUAAAUGCAUUAAAAUUAAUGUAAUAAUUAAAGAAAAUUUACAAAACAGUCAAUCAAAAUACUGUCCAUUUACGCUCCAAUUAGAAUUUAACAGAAAUAAUAAUGGAUAGAAAAAUAUAUGACAAAAGGUAGCCUACGAUAUACUUAAUUUUUUUUUCAUAAAUUUACAAAAAAUAAUGUUACAAAAAGCUUACUGACAUUUUUCCAUAAAUGACUAAGAUCUUAUUCAAUAGAAACAACAACAGUAUACCUAGUAAUGUCAGUCUUCAUACAAGCAUUCACAAACGCAUAUUAGACACAAACUUUUCUGAAAGUCACAUUUUUUAUAAUCAUAUUUAAAACACACCCAUGCUAAUUCCUGGUUAUUUCCCAGUGUCAUAAUAAUUUAAUUUUGUCCCUUUUAAAGUGAAAGCAGCUGUCAGCUAUACAGUGGUGCGACCGUCUACGUCUAGCUAUAGAAUACGAUAUUUUAGCAACGUUGGGGCGAUAUUUUAUUUUACUACUUUGACAUUCGAUAAAGUAAUUAGAAAGGAUUUGGCAACAGUGUUACCGCGUUAGUCAUUUAUCCACCAGACAUAUCAAAAUACAACAGUAAUUAUAACGAAAUGUAACCAUGACUAUGCCUAGAGUUUAGCUGUCGCACCCCAGGUACACCUGUUAAAUUAACCCUAAAAUGUGUUAUCUAUUUCUACACAUGAACCCAUUUGUCCGAAAUUACAAUGCAAACUCAUGGGUUAGUUUUGGCGACAGAUAAUGAUUAUUUUUCGCAGUUCGUUGUGAUCGAGAUUGAUUGUGAAUUGAAUGAAAAUAUGGGUCAAUCGAUGCGGAGUGCAUCAAAGCGUAAAAUACUU